Messenger RNA from Aureobasidium vineae, 1104 nucleotides. NCBI's taxonomy places the organism in Eukaryota, Fungi, Ascomycota, Dothideomycetes, Dothideales, Saccotheciaceae. The record is from the annotation of a GenBank genome assembly.
AUGAGACUGGCUCCGUGUUUCUUGCUGCCUGCCGCAGCGGCUGCAGCAAAGGCCUCCUAUGGCUCGCUCUACAUCUACGACGACCAAUCCAAGAAUGACCUCAACGCCCCCAUUGUUAGCCUCAAGGCUGACGCCGCCCGUCUGGUCAUCGCCUCGCGACUGGGCCUCGACCAAUACCACUCCCUUCAAGGACAGUCCGAAUCCGCUCUGGAAGAGAUCGAUCGUCUCUCUGGAGUCUCAUCUUUCCUCUCGUCUAGCGAUGCCUCUGUCGCCUUGAUUCUGUCCACUGCCGAUGCAGGCCUUCCUUUCUCUCUUGUCAGAUCUACCCAUACCGAGACGAUCCAAAUCAGAGAAUGCCCCGACUUCAACGCUGCAGAGAAGCUGCUCAAAGAUCUUGCACACCAAUCUGGCGUUGAGCACCUGAACGGCGUUCAACUAUCCACCGUCUCCUCUGAGACUGGUCCUGCCUUCAGAAUCGCCCAAGAUACAAUGGCACUUGACGAAGCUAUCAACACCUUGAUCAGCCAGUACCGCACCGUACUUGUUCUCACCGCACCCAAGGCUACCACCGACAACACAUUCGGCUCCUACGAUGGUCCUGCCGACUCGCAUCAAAAGCGCUACUUCAAGGAAGCCCCUUUGAUCACCGAAGUCACAAAGACCGCUUCGCACCUCAAGGCCACCUUGACCCCUGACGCUUCUUCCAACAAGACCUACAACCAGACCUCUCCUCUCAGAGGCAUCCUCCCUGGCUGCUUCGCCUCCCUGUCUGCAUGUCAGUCCAUGACUCGCAACUGCACUGGUCACGGCUCUUGCGUCUUGUCCCACACCGACAAGGAUGCCGGCGAUUUGGGUGGCAAGUGCUACUCUUGCGCCUGCAAGGCUGAAGUUCGCACGAACUCGGAUGGCACCAAGAAGACCACUCACUGGGGCGGUCCCGCAUGCCAGAAGAAGGACAUCAUCAUGCCCUUCUGGCUCAUCAGCUCCUUCUCCGUCUUCAUGGUCUUCCUAGUCAGCUGGGGUGUCGGUCUCCUCUACACCAUGGGCAGCCAAGAGCUUCCCAGUGUCAUUGGCGCUGGUGUCUCCGGCCCUGUCAGAAAGUAA